Pseudonaja textilis is the source of this 2396-nucleotide messenger RNA. It is a transcript of the gene PRR29, whose product is annotated as proline rich 29. NCBI's taxonomy places the organism in Eukaryota, Metazoa, Chordata, Lepidosauria, Squamata, Elapidae. Gene Ontology annotation, molecular function: ligand-gated sodium channel activity. Gene Ontology annotation, biological process: sodium ion transmembrane transport. Gene Ontology annotation, cellular component: plasma membrane. The record is from RefSeq and is a predicted model, not a curated record.
AUGGCGGCAGCGCAACGGCGGCGGAGGGCUUCGAGGGGGCGGCCCAGACAGCGUCCGAGGGUGCCGGGCUUGCGAGUUGUACGCUGGCGCAGGGCAGCCCCGUGGCGGCGGGCACUGUGGAUUCUGGCCCUGGGAACCUCGCUGGGUCUACUCCUGGCGUGGUCGUCUAAUCGGCUUCUGCAUUGGCUGGCUUUCCCGUCUCACACGACGGUGCGCACCGAGUGGAGCCGUCAGCUGGCCUUCCCUGCAGUCACGUUGUGUAACAAUAAUCCGCUCUGUUUCCUGCGCCUCUCCAAAGGCGACCUGUACUACGCGGGCAACUGGCUCGGCCUUCUUCUGCCCAACCGGACGGCGCGGCCGCUCCUUGCUGAGCUCCUGCGCGCCGAGCCGGAGCGCCUGCGUUGGUUCGCCAAGUUGGCCGACUUCCGGCUCUUCUUGCCACCGCGCCACUUCGGUGGCAUCAGCGAAGAGUUCGUCGAUCGCCUCGGCCACCGCCUCGACGACAUGCUCCUCUCCUGCAAGUUCCGAGGCGAAAUGUGCGGCCCACACAACUUCUCUACCGUGUUUACGAAAUAUGGGAAAUGCUACAUGUUUAACUCAGGAGAAGAGGGGCAUCCACUGUUGACCACAUUCAAGGGUGGGACAGGCAAUGGAUUGGAGAUAAUGCUGGACAUUCAGCAAGAUGAGUACUUGCCAAUAUGGGGAGAAACAGACGAAACAACCUUUGAAGCAGGAGUCAAAGUCCAGAUCCACAGUCAGUCUGAGCCGCCAUUUGUUCAAGAACUUGGGUUUGGUGUAGCACCUGGUUUCCAAACUUUUGUUGCCAUGCAAGAACAAAGGCUGACAUACCUUCCACCUCCAUGGGGUGAGUGCCAUUCAUCAGAUUUUGGCCUGGAGUUUUUCCCCAUCUAUAGCAUCACUGCAUGUAGGAUCAGUUGUGAGACCCGCUACGUGGUAGAGAAUUGCAAUUGCAAAAUGGUUCACAUGCCAGGGGAUGCUCCAUUUUGUACACCGGAGCAGUAUAAGGAGUGUGCAGAGCCUGCACUAGUGCUUCUCGGUGAAAAGGGAAAUGAUUAUUGUGAGUGCCAAACCCCAUGCAAUUUGACCCGUUACAACAAGGAACUGUCCAUGGUUAAGAUCCCCAGCAAGACCUCGGCUAAAUACCUUGAGAAGAAGUUUAACAAGUCAGAGAAAUAUAUCUCGGAGAAUAUACUUGUACUGGAUAUAUUCUUCGAAGCUCUUAACUAUGAGACCAUUGAGCAGAGGAAAGCAUAUGAAGUGGCAGCGUUACUUGGUGAUAUUGGGGGUCAGAUGGGUCUUUUUAUUGGUGCUAGUAUCCUCACUAUUUUGGAAGUAUUUGACUAUAUUUAUGAGCUGAUCAAAGAGAAACUGUUUGAUCUUCUUGGCCCAGAGGAAGAAGACGGGAGCCAUGAUGAGAAUGUGAGCAGGUGUGAGCCCUUGUCAAACCAUUCUGCUCCCACAAGCCACACUGUGACAGUCCCACUGCAGACAACACUUGGCACGUUGGAAGAAAUUGUGUGCUGACAAUGCUUCCUCAGCACUAUGGAUGGCAGAAACUACAAAAGCCAGGGAAUCCUACUCAGGCUCACUAACAGGGUGGGGGAACCACUGAGGAAUUCACUAUGCAUCCAAUUGUUCUCUUUCUCUCUUCUUGCCAAAAUCAGUGAAAGAUUUCAUGGACUCAGUUGUAUCAGCCUGUCCUACCAGGAUGAGUGGAGGAGGUAUAGGAAGGAGCAAGAUUUAUUUCCACCAGCAGACAACACAUCUCAGUUUCUGAACUGGAGAAGUAUGAUGACCAAGGAAUCAUUCUUUCAUAGACAGCCUACAAGUUAUACAAAAGAAGUCUGCAUGCCAGUCCUUUUGAUGGCAGUCUCUCUUUUUCCUUACAAGCCAUGUCUCCAUCCAACAACUGCUCCCUUUUUCUUUUUUCUUUUGCCACAACGAAAGUGGAGGUUAUGGCACAGACUUUCCUGCUCAAGAGUUUACCAUUAUUUAACAACAUCACUGCUGAAUUAGAAACAAGCAAUGGUCCAUUUCUGAGGGUCACCAUUCUUUUUUGUUGUAUGCUAAAUGUGACAGGGUCCCAAAAGUUCUGGUCAAAUCAUUGGGUGAGCCAGAUCUUUGAUGACCAAGGUGAGCAUGCUCAAAUAGAAUGACUCACCUUACCUACCAUUAUAGACCACUUCUUAAAUGCAGGCACCCACGAACGCAACAGCCCCAUUGACACUAGUUAGCCAUACAGCUACUGUCUUGUCUAGAUUGGCGUGUAAUGCAACAUAUGUGUUUCCCAGGAUUGGGGGAUGUGGGGUCCAGUUACCUUUCUGACUUGCCCUGCUUCCUCAUUCUUAACAGCACUAUUAAAGGUGAUCUUGUGG